AUGCGGGAGAUUGCUUUCAUUGCUGACAGCUUUAGCCCUCAACCGCAUCCCAACUUGAAUUUGGACUUAGUGCAGGCCAAACUUGAUGCAUUGCUGUUCGAUGACGAUGCCUAUCAGUGGAUCUACGAGAGGUUUAAGCUUGUGCCGGCGGGGCAUUUCAAUGUUGACAAGUAUUGCACCAUCUUUGUCAAGGGAGUUGUGAAGAGCCUGUACAAUGAGCACGUGCUUUCCUCGCUGGAUGUCGUGGAGGAGAUCGAGCUGAAGACGGAUAGUGUUUGCAAAAGCAUGGCAGAAGCCGUGCUGAACAGUGGUAUCCCAGAGGGGACCUCUGCCAGCACGACUUUGCCAGAAGAUGCAUGGGACUUGCUAGGCCUUGGUGCCGCAGAUGGUAUGAAUGAUCGGGAACUUCACAUCAAGAACGGCCAGGUUUGCCUGUUGACGGGUGGAGACUAUAUGAGCGCCAAACGGCGCUAUGCCUUAGAGAACCGUGAAGCACAUCGAGCACAAUGGCGGCAACAAGCAGAGCAGCGCUUGGCCAAGGCCGAAUCUCGACGUGGAGGCGUUGAGAAAGCUGCGGCAGAAUCAGGUGUGAUGAAGACGCAGAAGUUUACCUGGAGCAAGGAUGGUGCAAAGUCUUUCGAAUGGAGGAAGAUCUAUCAUGCCUUGGUUGGAGUAGUGGGUCCAGGUGAAGGUGGCUUGCUCGCUGAAGCUCUGAUUACACCGACGUCUAUGAGGAUGUACACGGACCAUCGCGUGAUGGGCCAGGUGGUUCUGCCCGGUGUGUCGCACGUCUCGCUGAUGGCUGCCACCGCAUCUCUGGGCUUUCCAAGCCCUGGAGGUGGUAUGGGUGACUGGCACAUCUCGGUGAAAGAGGUGCUCUUUGAGCGUCCCUACAUCGUCCACAGCGGGGCUGAUCUCAUUGCGGCCAUCGCGAAUGGUGUGGACCCUUCGACGGUCCAGGCAAUGGCCGGUGGCUUGCCAAUUCCGAUGACACCGGUGGGUGUCCCCACAACCUAUUGCCGUGCUACCAAUGUCACCAAGGAGAGGGGCAUCAUCAAAUCGACCAUGGACUGGGCCAAGUGA
Molecule: messenger RNA, 1083 nt
Organism: Durusdinium trenchii
Lineage: Eukaryota; Dinophyceae; Suessiales; Symbiodiniaceae
Source: the annotation of a GenBank genome assembly